CCUAAAUGUCAAGAGUCCCAUGUGCUACACAUCGAAUUUGUGUCCAUGUUAAUCCUACGGCUAUUUAACAGCCUCAACCGCCAUGCCAAAAGGCCAACCACAAUCCUCUCUCACUCCUCCCUCCCUCCCCCAACUCUGCAGCGUUCCUCUUCCGCCAUGCCAAGAACCCACAUCCCCGUUAUGAACGUCGGAACUUCUCCACCAAUCUCAGCUGGCAGCACUAUGGAGGAGGGUGGUCGGUACAAAUCUCCACCGGCAGCACACAAAUGUAUAUUCCAUCUCCUCAACAGCUUAGGAGUUCUCCUCCAGGUGAAGCAUGCGACCGGAAAUUUACCGUCUCCAUUUGUCACAGACCACAACACUGUUGUGAUGUUGAUUGCUGUUUUACUCACUUACAUGGGGACAUUGAAGACUGCCAACAUUCUCCAAGCUUCCAACAAUACAAAUAUAUAUGAACUGAUGAACAACAUCAGCCUCUUGUGUGGAACUCUUGCGUUGGUUCUACUGGUGCUCCUCCUCGUUCCAGCUUUCGGGUGGUUUAUGUAAAGAUGUAUUAGGUGGUUCAGAUUUAGACAAGUGUACGUAGAUUAGGUUGCUAGGUAGUUAAAGUUUGUUAACUUACUUAGUGACUAAGAUAGCCUUGUCUAUAUAUAUA
Messenger RNA from Malus domestica (apple), 655 nucleotides. Lineage: Eukaryota; Viridiplantae; Streptophyta; Magnoliopsida; Rosales; Rosaceae. The record is from RefSeq and is a predicted model, not a curated record.